Molecule: messenger RNA, 2784 nt
Organism: Microthlaspi erraticum
Lineage: Eukaryota; Viridiplantae; Streptophyta; Magnoliopsida; Brassicales; Brassicaceae
Source: the annotation of a GenBank genome assembly
AUGGCUCCACGAAAACCCACCUCCGAAGAGCAACAAGAAGAAUUACGCCAGAUGUUGGAAACGUUUACUAGUGGUCUACAUGAUGCACUCCUCCACGCCGUGGAACGUGCGUUAACUACGGUUCUUCAAAACCAACAACACGAUCGACGAGGUCAUCAACAACAGCAACAUUACGACACACCAGAAGAUGAGGGCUUGGCUGAAAACCUGUUUGCAGACCCAAUUGCAGAGAAUCAACAUCGUCAUGAUAUUCAUCGAGAUAAUCAAGGAGAACACACUCGUCAAGAUACUCGUCUCGAUACUGUCCGCAACAACUCUGCGUCCCGCUGGGAAACAGGAUUCAGGCUUGAUAUUCCAGAGUUUUCGGGAUCUCUUAACCCUGAAGAGUUCAUUGAUUGGCUGCACAUGGUGGAAGAGUUAUUGGAGUUUAAACAGGUUCCUGAUGAGAUGCGAGUUGCCUUGGUUGCUACUCGUUUCAAAAGCCGUGCUAUGGCUUGGUGGCAACAACUUAAAGAAUCGAGACGGCGUGCCAAUAAAGAUCGAAUCGACUCAUGGGAACAAAUGAAGAAACAUAUGCGUAGAAGCUUUCUUCCUUUUAACUACGAGCGAACAUUGUAUAACAAGUUGCAGAACUUACGACAAGGGACACGAACUGUCGACGAUUAUGCCUCUGAUUUCUUCCAUAUGACUGCACGCAUGCCUUCCAUCGAAUCAGAAGACCAACUGAUCUCUCGUUUUAUUGGCGGUUUGCGUUCCCAAUUACAGGUAGCUCUUCAGCAAUUUAACCCAGUCUCUGUUUCAGAAGUUCAUCAACGUGCCAUAGCCAUGGAAACACAGCUUCGUUCGACAUGGUCUGCAUCUUCUGCCCGCUCCCGUUUUACUCCCCAAGCGAUUGGUGAUGCUUCUCUCGGGUCACCGUCUGAUCUCGCGGCAACUCGUUCUGAAGUUACCAAAUCAAAUCCAAUUACAGAGACGAUUGCAAAUUCACGACCUGCUCGUCCCAAUGCAUUACGAUGCUUUUCGUGUGGUGAAAGAGGUCACAUUCAAACUUCUUGUCCAAGAAACAACAAGCGAGGCUUACUGCUCCAAGAGACCGAUGAAUUGGAGCCACGUUUUGAUGAGUAUGAUUCUGACUCCAAGGAUGACACCAUCGAAGAAGUUAUUCAUGGAGAUACUGGUCUCAAUUUGGUUCUUCGACGCAACUGUUUGCUUCCUCGAGCUUCACAAGAGUCUUGGCUGCGAUCUACAUUGUUUCGCUCCACUUGCACUAUCAAUGGAAAAAUUUGCAAAUUAAUCAUUGAUUCUGGAAGUUGCACAAACGUGAUAGCUAAGGAUGCAGUUGUCAAACUCGGCCUCAAAACAACACCACAUCCUUCGCCUUACCCAUUAGCGUGGCUAAACAACAACACCGAGAUGCGUGUUACUCAGCAAGUGAUGGUGGCGUUUUCUAUUGGCAACUACAAAGAUAGUGUUUGUUGUGAUGUUGUUCCUAUGGACGCUUGUCACCUUCUGUUAGGACGUCCAUGGCAGUUCGAUCGUGAUGCUACUCAUAAAGGGCGUACCAACACUUACAGCUUUGUUAUGGGGGAUCGAACUAUCACGUUACUUCCCUCCAAAGAACAACCAGAGUCUUGUGUGCUUUCUCAACAUGAGUCCAUCACAAAACCCAAAGUGAGUUCUUCUCAAUCUCUUUUGCUCUUACCUAAAGCUGCUUUUGAGACAGAAUUGAAGACAUCAGACGUAGUAUGGGCAUUGAUCUCUUCUCCAACAACAAGUGAGGCUUCUCCUAGCAUACCCGAAGCUUUUCAGCCUUUAUUUGAUCAAUUUGCAGACGUCUUUCCCGAUGAUCUUCCUCGUGAAUUACCUCCACUCCGUGAUAUUCAACACCAUAUUGAUUUGGUGCCUAAUGCAGUUUUGCCGAAUCGACCGCACUACCGUAUGAGCCCACAAGAGCAUGAUGAGUUACGUCGUCAAGUUGAAGAACUUCUCCACAAAGGGCAUAUCCGAGAGAGUUUGAGCCCUACCGCUGUUCCCGCUUUGUUGAUUCCAAAGAAAGAUGGUUCUUGGAGAAUGUGUGUUGAUAGUCGUGCUAUUAACAAAAUUACGGUCCGAUAUCGUUUCCCGAUUCCUCGCUUGGAUGAUCUCUUGGACCAGAUUGGACGUGCUUCUAUCUUUACCAAACUGGAUUUAAAAAGCGGUUAUCAUCAAAUCCGUAUUCGACCUGGUGAUGAAUGGAAGACAGCGUUUAAAACCCGUGAAGGUCUCUUUGAAUGGAUGGUUAUGCCGUUUGGUCUCUCCAAUGCCCCAAGCACGUUCAUGCGUGUUAUGAAUCAAGCUCUACGUCCGUUUAUAGGCAAAUUUGUUGUUGUCUAUUUUGACGACAUUCUUAUUUUUAGUGCGGAUUUGCAGAGUCAUUUACAACACUUGGCUGAGGUCCUUCAUGUCUUGCGCCGUGAUAAGCUGUUUGCAGCUAGGAAGAAGUGUCUUUUUGGUGCGUCACAGGUUCUCUUUCUGGGCUAUAUCAUCUCCGAUAAAGGCCUCCAAGUGGAUCCUAGCAAAGUGGAAGCAAUUAAAUCUUGGCCGACUCCGCGUUCUAUCACUGAGGUGCGAAGUUUCCAUGGUUUGGCCUCUUUUUAUCGACGGUUUGUCCAUCACUUUAGUGAUAUUACUGCACCAUUAACUGAUUGCAUGAAGGGUUCUUCAUUUAAGUGGACUCCAGAAGCUGCCCUCGCCUUUGAAACUAUCAAACAAACUGGUUUCAGCUCAAAUUCUAGCUUUACCUGA